Messenger RNA from Phragmites australis (common reed), 744 nucleotides. RefSeq lists its product as uncharacterized. Gene Ontology annotation, cellular component: ribosome. Gene Ontology annotation, biological process: translation. Bases 31 to 354 code for a protein of 107 amino acids. The record is from RefSeq and is a predicted model, not a curated record. NCBI's taxonomy places the organism in Eukaryota, Viridiplantae, Streptophyta, Magnoliopsida, Poales, Poaceae. Gene Ontology annotation, molecular function: structural constituent of ribosome. The transcript is spliced from 2 exons.
UGUCAAGGGCAUUCGAUUUCACCGGCGGAGAUGAAGCCGACGGUGGGGAUCGUGGUGUUGAACAAGAUGCAGAAGUUGGUGGUGGUGACCGUGGACCGCCUCUUCCACCACAAGGUGUACAACCGCUACGUCAAGCGCACGUCCAAGUUCAUAGCGCACGACGAGACCGACGACUGCAACAUCGGCGACCGGGUUAGGUUGGAUCCUUCUCGGCCCCUGAGCAAACAUAAGCAUUGGGUUGUUGCUGAAGUUCUUCGAAGAGCUAAGAUGUAUGUUCCAUCAUCUGCAACAGCUUCUAGUGAACUUGGUACUAAAACUCAACAGACUGCCACUGAUAACAAAUCAUCCACCUGAAGGUCCUGUGAGGCAUAGACACAGUUUGAUUUUUUCGAUCUGUUUGUUUCCUUGUGGAUGGAAAGAAUAAAGCAGCAGCUGUCAUUUUUGUUGAAUUUGGUUUGCCAUUCUGCAUACUCAUGAGUAGUGCUCUUUUUUUAUGGGAGUCCGUGAAGACGUAAUUACCAGAAUUAACAAGGCCAACGGAUUUAUCAAUCAUGGUAUUGCCUCACUUAUGAUCCACUGUUUUUGCAUUUGCAUGUAUCAAGUAUCAUUGUCAAUUUCCGUUGGGUUUUAAUAUCGAAAUAGGUAGUGCAAAUAGGAUGAAGGGCAACUGAAUUAUGGAAUUCAAAAUACUUGUGAAGGUUGGCCGGUAGGGAAGUUAUUGUAAAAUAAUUUCAUGUUGGUAUG